Molecule: messenger RNA, 1795 nt
Organism: Paramecium primaurelia
Lineage: Eukaryota; Ciliophora; Oligohymenophorea; Peniculida; Parameciidae
Source: the annotation of a GenBank genome assembly
AUGUUUAGCGUAUUUCAUACUUGCAAGAGUAAAACAUCGAGUUUUGACAAUACCAAAUUGCGUUGUCAUUCAACUAGACUAUCUUAAACUUAAUAUUCUUGUCCAAGAGUAACAGAGGAAGACAAAUUAUUAUUUGAGAAUACUUAAUUAAAAUAUCAACUUCAUUAAUUGGACGAAGAGUUUAAAAUGUAUAAACUAAAAUAAAGAUAAAUGAAAGUAAGUAAUACACAUAUAAAUAUAGACUGGAUAAGGCUUUAGUGGAGAAAUAUGUUUUUAAUUGUAGAAUCUGCGAAAGUUAUAAACUCUAAAUAAGUAACUUGAACAAGAAUUAUUAUAAAAGGUUAAGGAUAUUGAAGAGAUGAAAAAAUCAAUGAACCUUACCAAAUAGUAAGAAUUACAAAUAGAAUGUAAGGAAUAUCAUUCAGAAUGUUUACGAUUAAGAAAAUAAAUUUAAUAACUUAAUUAGCUUUUAAAUUAUAAACUUAAUGGAGUUAAUUUGAAAGAUCUCUAUGAAGAUUUAGAAAAAAGACUUAAAAAAUUAUAAGUUGAAACUAAAUAAUAAUAAUAACUAAUUUAAUAAUUACAAUCUGAUAUUACAAAAUAUAAAAAUUAGAUUGAAAAAUUAGAACUUGAAAAUAAACAUCUUGAUCGAGAAAAUAAAAAAUAAUUAUUAUUAAUUAGUCAAGUAUAAGUGCCAUAAUAAAAUAAAUUUAAGAAUAGACUACAAAUUUAUAGAGAUGAAGUUGAAAUUACUAAAUUGUAAGCAAAAAUAAUGGAUUUACAAUAACAACUUUCAAAUUAACAGAAUUAUAAGGAAUAAUAUAUAUAAUAACUCUUAAAAAUUAUUAAUGAAAAAGAUGAUUAAUUAUAAGCUUAUGAAUUGUCAAAUCCAAAUCUAAUUAUUAAAUAAGCAACUGAAACGUAAUAAUUGAUUUUAGAUUAAAAGUAUUAACAAUGUGUAUAGAAUAUUUAAAGUGAGAAAACUAUUUAAGAUGAAAUAAUCAGUGAUAUGCCAUCCUAAUUGAAUCUUGUUAGAUAACCAAGUAUUCGAAAAAAAUAACAUGUUAUUGAUUAUUAGAAAUCAUUUCAAAUUGAAAUGACAAGCAUAAAUGGAUAUGAAGAAGAUUCACCAUUAAAUGAAUAAGAAGAUGAUGAUUCAACUAAUAAAAAAGAAUUUAAAAUUUAAAAGCUUCCAAAAGUCAAUUAUUAUGAAGUUAAAACAAUAGGUUAAAAGUUAAAAUUUCAAUUUUAAUUGAAAUCGAUCCCUCUAAUAUAUUUAGAUCAACUUUUGAAUUACUAUGAUGAUUCUGAAAUUACAAUUGAAGAAAUUAUAGACAUCCUAUCAAAAGAACCUUUUAUGAUGGAUGAUGAGAGAGAAAAGCUUUUAGUAGCUAGAUAUCUUGUUGAAGAUAAUACUUAAGAUUAUGUUCUACAUAGUCUAAAAAAUUCUAAUUCUAUAUCAAUAAUUAAAAGUGUUUUGAAAUAAUUAUUAGGUAAAUAUGAGUUAUUUUCUAUUUCGGAAAAAUAGAAUAUAGAAUAACAUCUAAAACAAAUUUUCAUUAAACAUUAAUACAAAAUCUAAGAUACUCUAUCUUAAUUGGCAAUAAAAAAGAAUUAUUCAAAGUAAGGAGAAUGUGAUAAUUCUGAUUAUGAAGCAACUUUGAGAUUUUGUGAAAUAUAAUUAUAACCUAGAUUAAUUGAAUAUAUGGAAAUGAUAAAUUACAAUUUAGGAAAGAAUUUAGAUAGAAUUAAUUAUAAAAUUCUAAUCUAAUAUUUUUGCAAUACUUAAUCAUGA